This is a messenger RNA of Linepithema humile (Argentine ant), 2585 nucleotides long. Its product is annotated as choline/ethanolamine kinase. Gene Ontology annotation, cellular component: cytoplasm. Lineage: Eukaryota; Metazoa; Arthropoda; Insecta; Hymenoptera; Formicidae. Gene Ontology annotation, biological process: phosphatidylethanolamine biosynthetic process; CDP-choline pathway. Gene Ontology annotation, molecular function: ethanolamine kinase activity; choline kinase activity. The record is from RefSeq and is a predicted model, not a curated record.
GGUUCUCUAGCAAAAACAUUUGGAGUCGAGCCAAUCUUGCUGAAGUAUUCACUUUUUUCGUUUCUUUUUUUUUGCCACAGACGUUGCGAAACAUUGCAUUUGUUUCGCUGACAAAGGAAUUUAUUGCCGAUAUCUCGAGUAGAGUACGUGUUCCUGAGGAGGAAUCCUGCAUAUCGCAAUCAGAUACCUUACUGAUAUUACAAUUCCACCAGCCUGUGAUCUUCUCGAUUUAAGUCACCAAGGCGCUGAGCUUGUUUAUUCCGAAAGACGGGAAUUGCGCAAAAACACGUAUUAUAUAUAAUCCUUAUCCGGCUAGCGUGUCGUAACAUAAUCACGGCGGUCGCGAUACAAUCACGCCGGUAAUAAUUAGCACAAGGUGUGCCACAUUGUGAAAAACGUCAAGUCCGGGGAAUUCAGUUGCUUCCUUUAUCCUCUCGAGUGGUGGUACCAACGCUUUCAAUCGGCUCUCAACUGGUCGUGUGACAUCUUCGAGGAACAAUUGGGAACACCCAAGUUUUCAACAUGGGUGUUGAAAAUAAGAUGUCGGAGAAGAAUCCAGAGAUGAGAGAAACUGCCGCAAGAAUUUGUCGCGAUUACUUGCACGGCGUUUGGAAGCACGUUACUGCGGAAAAUAUCAUUUUUAAACGUAUCAGUGGUGGUCUUAGUAAUUGGCUUUACAACGUGGAGCUUCCCAAUGGAGCGGUUCCAGUCAGAGGAGAGCCUCGUCAGGUUUUACUACGUCUAUAUGGACAAGUACACGGGGAGAGAGCCUUGGAAGGACUUAUCACGGAAUCUGUUAUUUUCACUUUACUUUCUGAAAGGAGACUUGGACCUAAACUACACGGAGUAUUUCCUGGUGGCCGCAUAGAAGAGUACAUACCCGCCAGACCUCUUCUCACGAAAGAGCUAGCGGAUCCGACAUUGAGUUUACUAAUUGCGGAGAAAAUGGGACAAAUACAUACAAUGCAGAUACCAAUCAGCAAAGAACCCACGUGGAUAUGGGACACGAUGAAUAACUGGCUUAACACAACGACAGAUAUUCUUGAGAACAUUGAAGAAGUUGAUUCUCGGCAACUAGAGAAUGUCAGUGCAAUAAAAUGCAUAGACCUGGAACAUGAAAUUAAAUGGUUCAGUACACUUGUGAUGCAGCAGAAACAUCCGGUCACGUUCUGCCACAACGAUAUGCAAGAGGGCAAUAUACUUCUGCGUCAAAGUACGCGAAAGCCCGAAUUAGUGCUCAUUGACUUUGAAUAUUGUUCCUACAACUAUCGAGGAUUUGAUAUCGCCAAUCAUUUCGCGGAAUGGCAAUACGACUACACAGCAGCAGAAUAUCCUUUCUUUCAUGAACGUCUCGCUGCUGGUCCCUCAAAGGAACAAAAGCUCAACUUCAUAAGAGCCUAUUUGAAAACACUGGGGAAAGAAGGAUCUGUGGAGGAAGAACGAAUCAUGCAAGAAGUGAGGGUAUUUUCGCUAGGUAGCCACUUGUUCUGGGGUCUUUGGAGCAUCGUAAAUGCCAAACUUUCAGAGAUUCCCUUUGGAUACUGGGAUUAUGCUGUCUGCAGAUUGAAGAAUUAUAUGUAUCUGAAAGAGAAGAUCCUUGCCUCUGGACCACCAAUUUCAGAUGGCAGUCUUAAAAGAAAAUCUGGAGAAAUAGAUUGAAAGAAUAAGAUCGAAUGAUGAGUGAAAUGCAUUUGCGACUUAUAUAACGUUAUAUAUCAAACUUUAAAACUAUAUGACGUUACAUAUCAGACUUACAUGACGUGCAAAAAUAAGUAGCUUUAUUCGAUCCAUCAAUUUCAACCGAUAGCAGCGAUAAACCUUGAGGAGUAGAGCGAUUAACUUUUUUAACGGAAUGUACUAAAUCUUGUUCUUUCAUUCAGCAUCGUGAAAUAAUGUCCUUCGCUGCUUUUUAAAUGCAUAGACAUGCUAUUUCGACGCAAUACACGCAAGUAAAACGGAUCAAGAUGGAAAGUCAACCAUGUGAUAUAGAAUAAAUAUGCACUUAUAUAGAAUAUAUAAAGUAAAUGUACGAAUAUUUAUUUAGUACUUUUAAUCGUUUAUGUUUUUACUAAAACUUGCUAGUACGUACUUAAUUUUGUUUUUUAUUUACAAGACUAGACGUUUAAAAAAAUGUUGACACUUAUACGUAAAGAAUAAAAAUUAGAAAAUUAUAUAUAAAAUUACAUGCUUAACCAAAUUAUGAGAAAGCCUGUGAUUUGUAAGUAUAUUAUUUAAUUUUUUUUUAGAUUUUAUAUAUUUAUUAUAAGAGGUUAUUUCUAAUUGUUGUCAAUCCAUAUUGUAUCCAUGCUCAAUACGCUUUGUUUAUCAUUGUUAUAAUAAUUGUAAUAAAAAUUACUUGUAAAUAGCGCAAUUUUUUGCUACAUAGUACGCUAUUUUUACUUGAAGUCGUAUUAUAUUUAAAUAUAAGUACUUAACAUUAGACUUAAAAAAAGACAACAUUUGACAUUUUUUCACAAUUAUUAAUAUAUAUAUCAAUAUAACACAUCGAGAAUUGGGAAAAUGUAUGUCUCUCGAAUGUAUUGUAUUUUCACGAAUUUCCAAAUAAAAUGUUUGUUUUUAUCUUA